Messenger RNA from Vicia villosa (hairy vetch), 4624 nucleotides. Its product is annotated as cellulose synthase A catalytic subunit 8 [UDP-forming]-like. Bases 236 to 4456 code for a protein of 1406 amino acids. The transcript is spliced from 25 exons. Lineage: Eukaryota; Viridiplantae; Streptophyta; Magnoliopsida; Fabales; Fabaceae. Gene Ontology annotation, biological process: plant-type primary cell wall biogenesis; cellulose biosynthetic process. Gene Ontology annotation, molecular function: cellulose synthase (UDP-forming) activity; protein binding. The record is from RefSeq and is a predicted model, not a curated record. Gene Ontology annotation, cellular component: trans-Golgi network; plasma membrane.
UCCGUUGCUUGUUGCUAGAAACAAGUAAAAAAACAAAACAAGAAAAAGAAAUGGACCAGUCGUGUUUAACAGUGCCCGGUGUCAUUGCGGCGUUGCGCGGUUUCAUCACACCAACUUCGAUAGCGUCUGAUUCCAUCCAAAUUCCAAACACCACAUUGGUUCUUCCCGUUUCCUCAAAAAACUACCAUAUCCAUUGCAUACAGAUACAGCGAAAUUAGGUUUCAGAGAAGCGGAAAUGGCAUCGGUGGCACAGGAAGCUCAGCGAGCGCUUAAUAUCCAGCCUCCAAAGACUAAACUGAAGGCUCGAAGAUUGAAAGGUCACAAAGAUAGCACUAACUGCUGCAUUGCCUCGUCUCAAAACCCUCAUCUUAUCGUCACUUCCGGCGAGGAUGGUCGUGUUUGCUGGUUUGAUUUACGAUGCAAUGAUGAACCGCGGCUCAUUAUGGAUGUUAGCGAGGACUCGAUUCUUUCCUUGUGUUUCAAGUCAGGGAAUGAAGAUAAUAUUUAUGUCUCGUCAGGAAAAGAAAUCAACUGUUUUGAUGUGCGUCUGGCCGCCGCCAAAUGGGAGCCACUGGAGAAUUAUAAUUAUAACAAAGAGGAGAUAAACAAGGUUACAUGCAACUCAAGGUCCUCAUUUCUUGCUGCAGCAGAUGAUAGUGGCGAGGUGAAGAUAAUUGACAUAAAGCAGCAUUGCCUUUACAAAACAUUGAGAGCCGAAACUGGUCAUACAAGUAUAUGUAGCACGGUGGAAUUCCUUCCUUGGCGAUCUUGGGAAGUAAUUAGUGGUGGUCUUGAUUCAACUCUUGUGCUGUGGGAAUUCUCCAAAGCUCGUCCCUACAAAGUAGUCAAUUUCGGUACUGUAAGUAAUAGUGGGGCUGGGCAGUGUUUCAACCCUUCCUUGAUUCAUGCAAUAGCUGUCCCAGAAAUUGACAUGGUAGAUAAAUUAGGCAAGAUAUGUGCUGUUGCAGGGGGUGGAGUUAUUAAUGUGAUUGAUAUUGAAUCAGAAAUUGCUGCUGUAAGAUCAAAAAGCUCUUCAAAUACACGAAAAGGAUCACAAUCAAGAUUAAAAGACGGUAGUUCGACUAGCAAUACGGACGCAGAUCAUAAUGUAAAAAAGAGGUUGCAUUUUGAUUACAGUAUGGGUGGCCAUACUUCAGCUGUAUCUAGCCUGGCGUUUUCGUUGUUUGGGGAAAGAGGGAAAUUCUUAAUAUCGGGGGGAAAUGAUAAGUUGGUGAAGGUAUGGAACUGGUCUAGUUGUACUGAUGCUGGGUCAAGUGACAGCAACAAUGAUAUCCUACAUUUGAACAUUGGUGUACCUCAGAAGGUCAAUUGGCUAUGUACCACUUCAGCUGAUACAGACAACCUUGUUGUGUGCGACACAUCUAAAACCGUAAAAGUCUAUUCUAUAGCAUAUGCCACAAUUAUGCAGUGUCACUUUUACAAUGGCAAACCAAAUAGUCAGAGAGAUAUUAUACUUCUGAGUGAAGAAAUGAUGCAAUCUGGUGCUCCCCUCUGCAACAUAUGCGGGGAACAACUUUUGCUUAGUGAGAAUGGUGAAAGGUUUGUGGCUUGUCAUGACUGUAAUUAUCCAAUUUGUAAGGCAUGCUUUGAACAUGAAAUCAAUGAGGGACGUAGUGUUUGCUUGAACUGCGGCAGUCCCUAUCAAGGAAGAACAAAGGAUGGCAAUGAUGAUGAUGAUGGCAACAACGAUGGUGAUGUCAUCGAGGUUAACGAAAAUCCAUCCACUGUGGCUUCCGAAAUCAAUAACUCCGAGGAUGUUGGAGGACUUCAUGCUAGACAUGUCAAUACAGUUUCGGCAGUUGAUAAUGAAGAAGUAACCGAAGAAUCUGGGAAUUCAACAUGGAGAAAGAGAAUGAAAAGCUGGAAAGGGAAGGGAAAAGAUAAAAAGAACAAGAAUAAAAAGGCUGCGCCUUCUAAGGCUGAAAAUGAGGCUGCUGUUCCAUCAGAGCAGCAGAUGGAAGAAAUUCGGUCUACAGAGGCUGCUUCCCUGCCACUUUCAGUAGUUGUGCCAAUAGUAAAAUCCAAACUCGCACCAUACAGAACUGUGAUAAUUGUGCGCCUAAUAAUCUUGGGUCUUUUCUUCCACUAUCGAGUUACAAAUCCUGUUGAAAGUGCUUUUCCUCUGUGGUUGACUUCUAUCAUAUGUGAGAUUUGGUUCGCAUUUUCCUGGGUGUUGGAUCAGUUCCCUAAAUGGUCUCCUGUUAAUAGACACACUUUCAUCGAAAACCUGUCUGCAAGGUUUGAAAGAGAGGGUGAAUCUUCUGGACUUGCUUCUGUUGAUUUCUUUGUCAGUACGGUCGAUCCUCUGAAAGAACCACCGUUGAUUACAGCUAAUACAGUGCUUUCUAUCCUCGCGGUGGACUAUCCAGUCGAUAAAGUAUCUUGUUAUGUAUCAGAUGAUGGAGCAGCAAUGCUCACAUUUGAAUCUCUUGUGGAGACAGCUGAAUUUGCAAGGAAGUGGGUUCCAUUUUGCAAAAAGUUUUCGAUUGAACCAAGAGCACCUGAGUUUUACUUCUCACAAAAGAUUGACUACCUGAAAGACAAAGUGCAACCUUCUUUUGUGAAGGAACGUAGAGCAAUGAAGAGAGAAUAUGAAGAGUAUAAAGUACGAGUUAAUGCUAUGGUAUCUAAGGCUCAGAAAACACCAGAAGAAGGAUGGACUAUGCAAGACGGAACACCUUGGCCUGGCAAUAAUUCGCGUGAUCACCCUGGAAUGAUUCAGGUCUUCCUCGGACACACUGGUGCCCGUGAUAUCGAAGGAAAUGAGCUUCCUAGGCUGGUUUAUGUAUCUAGAGAGAAAAGACCAGGAUACCAACACCACAAAAAAGCAGGUGCCGAAAAUGCGCUGGUGAGAGUGUCUGCAGUUCUCACAAAUGCCCCCUUCAUUCUCAAUCUUGAUUGUGAUCAUUACGUUAACAACAGUAAGGCUGUCCGAGAAGCUAUGUGUUUUCUCAUGGAUCCAGAAGUUGGUAGAGAUGUUUGUUAUGUACAGUUCCCCCAAAGAUUUGAUGGUAUUGAUCGUAGUGAUCGGUAUGCCAACCGCAAUACAGUUUUCUUUGAUGUUAACAUGAGAGGACUUGAUGGCAUUCAAGGACCGAUGUACGUGGGGACUGGAUGUGUUUUCAAUCGACAAGCACUUUAUGGCUAUAGCCCACCUUCUCUGGCCAAUUUAUCAAUAUCUUCAUGCUGUUGCUUCUCCUCAAAAUCCACCAAAGACGUGUCGCGGGUUUCUAGAGAUGCAAAGAGGGCAGAUCUUGAAGCUGCCAUUUAUAAUCUCAGAGAGAUUGACAAUUAUGACGAAAACGAGAGGUCAAUGUUGAUUUCACAAAUAGGCUUUGAAAAAACUUUUGGCUUGUCUACUGUUUUCAUUGAAUCUGCAUUAAUGGAUAAUGGAGGAGGGGUGCCAGAAACCUUAGAUCCUGCAAUGCUGAUCAAGGAGGCCAUUCAUGUGAUUAGCUGUGGAUACGAAGAGAAGACUGAAUGGGGAAAAGAGAUUGGAUGGAUUUAUGGUUCAGUUACCGAGGAUAUCUUAACAGGAUUCAAGAUGCAGUGCCGAGGAUGGAGGUCAAUCUACUGCAUGCCCUUAAGGCCUGCAUUCAAAGGAUCAGCACCUAUCAACUUGUCUGAUCGGUUGCACCAAGUCCUUCGAUGGGCGCUUGGAUCCGUUGAAAUUUUCUUAAGUCGACACUGUCCCCUUUGGUAUUCAAUUGGAGGAGGCCGUCUCAAAUGGCUUCAGAGAUUAGCUUAUAUAAACACCAUUGUCUACCCUUUUACAUCACUUCCUCUAGUUGCGUAUUGUACUUUGCCAGCAAUUUGCCUUCUUACAGGAAAAUUCAUCAUCCCAACGCUUUCCAACGUUGCAAGUGUUCUCUUUCUUGGACUUUUCCUCUCAAUUAUAGUGACAAGCGUGCUUGAGCUGCGAUGGAGUGGUGUUUGUAUUGAAGAUUUGUGGCGUAACGAGCAGUUUUGGGUGAUCGGAGGUUCUUCGGCUCAUCUGUUCGCCGUGUUCCAAGGAUUUCUUAAGAUGUUGGCUGGUGUUGACACCAACUUCACUGUCACGGCUAAGGCUGCCGAGGAUACUGAGUUUGGCGAACUUUAUCUUAUCAAAUGGACUACUCUCUUGAUUCCACCAACAACCCUUAUCAUUAUUAACAUGGUUGGCGUUGUUGCUGGAUUUUCUGAUGCACUAAAUGGAGGAUAUGAGUCUUGGGGGCCUCUUUUUGGGAAGGUUUUCUUUGCCUUUUGGGUGAUUUUUCAUCUCUAUCCAUUCCUAAAGGGUCUCAUGGGUCGCCAAAACCGCACUCCUACCAUUGUUAUUCUGUGGUCAGUGUUGUUAGCCUCUGUCUUCUCUAUUAUCUGGGUUAAGAUAGAUCCAUUUGUGAACAAAGUUGACAGUGAGACCAUUGCUGAAACUUGUGUUGCUAUAGAUUGUUGAGUCACUUGAAGAGUUUUGGGAACUAUAUGUAAAAAGAUGCAUACAUGGGAUAAUGAUUCGAUCCAUUGUUUGUGUAAAGUCAUAACUCAUCAUAGGAUUGGUUCUUUGUUGAAAUGUGUAACCAUGUUGAACUAAGAUUGGAAAUAUAUGUUAUAAGCUUUGGACAAA